UUCUGUUCCUUGCCUGGCCCGCUUUUCUUUGUCGGCCCGUCCCGUGGUCCGAAUAAGAGUUGCCGCGGCCCCCACUGCCGCGCAGGCGAAUAGCCGGCGCAGGUUGUUCCUCCACGGGAGUGAUUCCUCGGACCAGCCUCCAAGCUAAUCGGCUCCGUGCAGGCGAGCCAGGAGCGAACAGCGCAAGUCUGACUCUGCGGCCCCUGGGAUCUCAUUCCCCAUGUCCACGGAGCAGAGGAGCGAUCCAUGAAUCGACGGGGUGAGCGUGGAGAUUGCCGCAGUACUGUUUCCGCCCUGAAGUGCCGCAAUUGCCUUCCAACGAGGUCGGGCUGACGGCUUGCUCGGAACGCAAGGACAAUCAGAUUCUUACAAGCUCGCGGCAGCCGGGCCGAGCCCAGCAGGACAAAAACGAGCGUGUCCAAUUAGAAUGUCGGAGUGGACGAGAUAGGGCGGCCACAGGGGGGAAUGUCUUGAGAGGUGCGGCGGAUCUUCCUGGCUGCUGUUCGCCGCCACAUCUGCUCAAGUUCAAGGCACAAUGAUUCACUGAGCAACAGAGAAGUGGUGCCAUCCGCAGGCGGCCUCCUGUCUCCACGCGGACGCCUCCAGACACAGGCGACCGCUGUCUCCCUGCGAUUGGGACUGAGGACGGCCCCGCGACGCUCGCUCCCACGGCCGUGGCAGGGCCUCAGGGAGGUUGGGCGUGGGCCGUCUUGUGGGUGACGAUGACGACCGCCUCGACCAUCGGCUGCAUCGUGGCGCAGCUGACCUCGACGGGCCGCAGCCUGGUGAUGUGCCUCACGACGAGCGUCUUCCUCGUCAUCCCGUCGGCGUACUGCGCUGUGCGCCAGGGCUGGCGUCUCCACUGCGACCAGGUGGCCGAGGCCCAGCAGCUGGAGCAGGCGAUCGAGCAGAUGCAGGCGCUGCACCUCGGAGGCGGCGCUCGCGUGCCAGGUCCUACUGCCCCGCCUGGCGCCGAGCUGCCAUGGGAGACGACCACGUCUUCGAUACAUACACUGUACUUUUCGAGCCUGCGGAAGGGCGUGAUGACCGCCUUCAGACUAGAGACAAGAACUGUCACAGCACACGACUACAUCGGGUGCAGCGCUGGCACGGUGGCGGGACUUGCACGGGCAUCUUGAUAGGAGAGACAUAGCGGGCCAUGAAGAAAAAUAUCGUCUACUGACAAAAGGACAAUGCAAUACGAUAUGGCUGACACAUGAAAAGCUGAACUCGGGGAUCGGGAGCAGAGGUAACAGGAAUGGAGCAAGAACAUCUUGCUGUGCAAUAGCGUGCACUUGAAAAACAUUUGGGUGAAUCAAAAAGACGGCCAGGCAACUGCCAGUUCCGAGAACGAUGCCGCAAACAGAUACAAGAUGGAGGACUGUCCCAUGAGGACAGGGAGCGAGGAGGAGGAUGGCGCGCGGGUCGGGAUCGCGCGAGAGGCGGGCCGCCAGGCGCGGGGCGAGGGGCUGCGAAG
Prorocentrum cordatum is the source of this 1477-nucleotide messenger RNA. The record is from the annotation of a GenBank genome assembly. NCBI's taxonomy places the organism in Eukaryota, Dinophyceae, Prorocentrales, Prorocentraceae.